Molecule: messenger RNA, 5785 nt
Organism: Xiphophorus maculatus (southern platyfish)
Lineage: Eukaryota; Metazoa; Chordata; Actinopteri; Cyprinodontiformes; Poeciliidae
Product: helicase ARIP4-like
Exons: 22
Coding region: 258-4697 (1479 amino acids)
Cellular component (GO): nucleus
Molecular function (GO): ATP binding; ATP hydrolysis activity; ATP-dependent chromatin remodeler activity
Source: RefSeq, a predicted model, not a curated record
AAGCUUUCAUCUGCCAUCCCUACCUUCCCCUGCUUUACAUUGGUGUUGUUAUUGAGUGGAGAGGAACACACGGAGCGGUCAGCAAGAGCAGUCAGUCACUCACCGAAGCUGCCGAUUUAAAAACCAGCUGCAUAUUAAAUUUAGGCUGAGAGGAGGGUGAUAAACCUCCUCCUUUGAUUUCCAGUUCACAAAACAGAAGGUGAUUCCAGUGUGACAGAAAGGCAGAGAAGUCGAGCUCUUAUCUUUCCGCAGUAAUCAUGCUGCUUCUGGAUGAAUCCGAGUCUUUUUCAGACCAGUCCCACAGCGCCCCCUUCAGGUCGGAGAAUGAGGCUCAGGGUGGCGAUCCGGCUGUGUGGCAGUGCACCCCUCCCCCAUCUACCUCGCCUUCGGCGGAGACGCCGCACCACCCACCCACCUCGCAGUCCUUGUCCAGACCCCACUCUAGGCCGGCAAGCCAAAGCCACACCCCUCCCUCCGCCCUGACGGGAACCAAGAAGAGGAGCUCCAAGCCGGCCCACAUGAGACGAAACAUCAGGAAAUUGUUGAGGGAACAUCAGUUAGAUGCAGUGACCAAAGUCGCCCAGCAGGAGGAGCUAGAGCGAAGGCAACGUCUGGAAGAUCAAAGGAAGCAGGAUUUUCCCGUACCGCUACUGCCUGAAUACACAACCGUUUCUGACUUACAUGUUGCAUUCUUCAUGUCCCCGUCCUCAGGCGAUGUUACUCAGCAUGUGACCUCAUCGUCUGCAUCAGUGUCAUUCCAGCAAAAAGUAAAGUCCACCAGACAGGAUGGGAUGUGCCUGGACUCCAGCAGCACCAGUAUCAGCACAGAUAAAUGCAAGACUGACACACUCACCUCUGCAGCAACAGCGCAAACACAAAAAACAGAAAUAAUAGAUUUGAGGACAGAUGACCAUGACACUGUUGCUCAAGUCUCCAAAGAGGAAGAGGAGAGUGAGCCUAGUGGUGCACAUGCCAACGAUACCCAGAACCAACCAGACGCCCAAGGCAGGGUGCUCGUCAACCUCAACCAUCCAGAGGCAGAUGAGGACAUUUUCCUGUCACCACAGCUGGCGCAAGCAGUCAAACCUCACCAGAUCGGUGGAAUCCGUUUCCUGUACGACAACUUGGUGGAGUCCCUGGAGCUCUUCAGCAACAGCAGCGGCUUCGGCUGCAUCCUGGCUCACAGCAUGGGCUUAGGCAAAACGCUUCAGGUCAUCUCCUUCAUCGACGUCUUGUUCAGGCACACUCAAACUCACACUGUGCUCGCCAUCGUACCGGUGAAUACACUGCAGAACUGGCUGUCAGAGUUCAACACAUGGGUCCCUCCUCCUGAAGCAUUACCUCCAGACACUGAUCCUGCAUUGGUUGCACCGCGUGCAUUUAAAGUUCACAUCCUCAACGAUGAACACAAAAACACAGCAUCUAGGGCCAAGGUGGUGGAGGACUGGUCUCGGGAUGGUGGUGUCCUGCUGAUGGGUUACGAAAUGUACCGUCUCCUGUCUUUGAAGAAGAGCUUUGUGGCUGGGCGGAAGAAGAGGAGCAAAAAGACCGGAGCACCUGAUAUCAUAAACCUGGAUGAAGAAGACAGACAGCAGCAACUUCUAAAAGGUGUUGAGAAAGCUCUUUCCCGACCCGGUCCAGAUGUGGUGAUCUGUGAUGAAGGACAUCGCAUUAAGAACUGCCACGCCAGCACGUCUCAGGCCCUAAAGAACAUACGAACCCGGCGGCGUGUAGUAUUGACCGGCUACCCGCUCCAGAACAAUCUCAUCGAGUACUGGUGCAUGGUCGACUUUGUCCGUCCCGACUUUCUAGGAACAAGACAGGAGUUCAGUAACAUGUUUGAGCGACCCAUCCUUAAUGGACAGUGUGUGGACAGCACGCCCCAGGAUGUCCAGCUGAUGAGGUACAGGAGCCACGUCCUCCACAGCCUGCUGGAAGGCUUUGUGCAGAGACGAGGCCAUGAUGUCUUGAGGGAUCAACUUCCCUCUAAGGACGAGCAUGUGAUCCUGGUGCGUCUGUCUCCCCUGCAGAGGGCACUCUACACUGAGUUCAUGAACCGCUUCAGAGAGGCAGGGAACACCGGCUGGCUCAGCCUCAACCCCCUGAAAGCCUUUUGUGUCUGCUGCAAGAUUUGGAAUCAUCCAGACGUGCUGUACGAAGCUUUGCAGAAAGAAAACCUGGCAAGUGAGCAGGAUUUGGACCUUGACGACAUCACAUCCACUUCACAGGGCAGAUGUCCGACGGCAGCACCGGCUCCAAAGUCAAAGAGUUUGGACAACCCAGAUCCAAUCUGUGGACUGAGUCUGAACCAGCUGCAGGAAAAAGCCAAUCAGGUCAUCACAUAUGAGUGGGCGAAAGAACUGAUGUGUGACUACAAGCCUGGCAUCCUGGAGAACUCGGCAAAGAUGGUGCUUCUGUUCCACCUGAUAGAGGAAAGUGUCAGGAAGGGAGACAAAAUCCUUGUGUUCAGUCAAAGUUUGUCCACACUUACUGUGAUCGAGGAUUUCUUGGCCAAGAGACCAGUGCCUCCUUCACCAUAUCCAACCGACAAAGACCGACCCAACCAGAACUGGGUCCGCAAUCUCAACUACUACAGACUGGAUGGAAGCACAACAGCUUCAGAGAGAGAAAGGCUGAUAAAUCAGUUCAAUGAUCCGACCAAUACCUCAGCCUGGGUUUUCCUACUUUCAACCAGGGCUGGUUGUCUGGGUGUGAACCUGAUUGGAGCGAACCGAGUGGUAGUGUUUGACGCCUCCUGGAACCCCUGCCAUGAUGCCCAGGCUGUGUGUCGUGUGUACCGCUACGGACAGAGAAAACCGUGUAACAUCUACCGCCUGGUGUGCGACUUCACUCUGGAGAAAAAAAUUUAUGAUCGUCAAAUCUCCAAGCAGGGAAUGUCUGACCGUGUUGUGGACGACCUGAACCCUGUGCUGAAUUUCACCAGGAGGGAAGUCGAGUCCCUUCUUCACUUUGUGGAGGAGGAACCGGAUCCAUCCCAGGUCCGGCUGCUGCCUGGAGAAAUCAGGGAGAGCGUUCUGCAGAGAGCUUUGCAUCUCUACUCCCACCUAAUCACCAAGCAACCCUUCCCCCAUGAGUCCCUCCUGAUAGACCGCAGGGAGCUAAAACUGAGCAGCGCUGAGAAGAAAGCCGCCAAGAAGGGCUAUGAGGAGGAGAAGAGGGCGUCUGUGCCGUACACACGCCCGUCCUACGCUCACUAUUACCCUGCCAGUGAUCAGAGCCUCACCAACAUCCCUGCUUUCAGCCAGAGGAACUGGCGCCCUCCCACUCGCACAGAGGAGAAACCAGUGGCAAGCGUCCGGCCAGUUCAGUCUGCAUCAGCUCCCAUGAUGCCCCGCCAUGUGGCUGCGGGUUCAGCCCCAGACCGCGGCUCCUCUUCAUCCAGCCUUGGAGGCUUCCCUGUCAACUGCCUGCAAAAAGCUGGGGUGUUUGUGCAAAAGAUCGUCACCACUACUGACAUAGUGAUUCCAGGCACCAACAACUCAACAGACGUUCAGGCGAGGAUUAACUCCGGAGAAAGCAUUCAUGUUAUCAGGGGCACAAAAGGGACAUAUAUCAGGACAUCUGAUGGCCGAAUCUUUGCCAUUAGAGCAGCUAACAAGGCUAAGACUGUGGAUGAGAGUGUCGCAGCUCCUCCCAAAGACUUGAAGGCUCCAACUCAGGAAGUUUCCUCCGGUGGCAGCAAUGGUUGCAUAUCCCCUGACAGGAAACCGAAGGUACCCUCCAAAGCUGUGCCCCGCCCUCUUUCCCCCGACAGCCCAGAGAUCAUCAGCGAGCUGCAGCGCUACGCGGCCGGCUCGGGGUCUGACGCCACAGACGGAGAAGCUGAGAGCGGCACGAACGCCCUGCCUUCUAACAAGCUGCUGCAGAAAAAUUGUGGCAGCACUUACUCUGGGGAAGCCUCGAGCCACCAUGAUGCCUCAGUUACUAAUGUAACCCAGCCGAACAAGGACACCUGCAUUCCCCAGGAUUUGAGAAUAGGCAGCAAGCGUAAAGCCCCAAGCCCAUUGAUAGAGGAGCGAGCCGGCAAGCAGCCGUACGCAGGAAAACACUCCUCAUCUUCGCCAGGGUUCCCAUUCUCUGGGGGCUACGGCCUUCCCCCGAUGGGUCUCAACUCGGCCAUGUUGGGCGGUUCAGUGGGGCAUCCCCUCUUCAUGGGGUCGAGCUCACACUACUUCCAGCCACCCAACAGCCAGCUGGGCGACCCCACUUACAUGUACCGAGACAUGUUUGGCUUGAGUGGAGUCAGCGCCGCCCCUUCUUCCUCAUCUCAGUCUUCGUCGACCACAGUCACGACUUCUGCCUCGUCAUGUCCCUCUACGUCAGUCAGCACCGCCGGUUCUCUGACGGGAGCCCUCCCGCCGUACAUGUUGGGCCCCAGCAUGGCUGGGAUGCUCCCGCCAGGCUUCCCUCUGUCAUACAGUCCAUCUCUAGCCGGCCUGUACUCUGGGCCGAUGCUGCCAGGUCCAGCUGCCACCCCAGGUCCAGCCGGAGCCAGUUUCCUGUCUCAGUACCCCCAAACUGCAGCCUCUGGCUCCUCCUCCUCCUCCCCUUCCUCGUUUUCCCCUUCAGCGCGCUCAGAAAGCCACCGCGUCCCGGUUCUGGUGAACGGCGGGGAGGUCAGUGGCGGCAGCAGCUCUGAUGAUGAUGAUGACGUCAUCGAGAUGAUGGGACAGUAAGACAACUUUCAGUUCGACGUGUUAGUCAGAAUACAGUGUCCUCUGAGGGAGGAUGGACAAAGAAUUAAGGAAGGUUAAGGUCUAAGAUCUUCAUUUUGGUCACCUGUAUUGCCUUGGAGGAACAACCUGAAGGGUGACUGAAUAGACUGGACACUGAGUGACAAAUGUUGAUGCUGAAUAUCAAAAUGUGAAGCAUUUAAAAAUAUCCAGAGGGGAUGAAAGGGGAGGGUUUUAACUUCUAUGGACUUUGAGCUUCCAGAUUUGUUUGUCCAAUCCUGGUAUUAAAAAGCUCAUCACUGGACUGAGAACUGCUGAGUGUGAGCCUGUAGUGACUACAAACGGCCAUUAGUUGAACUGUCAACGUUAGAGAUUCUGCAGUAGUUCUGCAGCUUUGCAAAACGUGAAGACUCUUUGCUCACAGCUAAUCAAAAUGGCAGCCAGAAGCUGGAGUUUCUCUUUAUGUGAUGGUUGAGGUUUUCUUUAAGUGAGGUUCUGUUAAAUAGUUCUAACUUUUUUUGGUAUAUUUAAAAUAAAUGCAGAUCAAUGGAAUCCAAAGCCCGACGCUAACAGCCAGUCUGUUAAGAGCCUUAGAACAACUCUGCUCUAUCACAGCAGUCCAUGUGAAGGCUCUUUGAUGAGUGUAAACCAUCUUUGCGUUUGCUUUUGGCUGGAAUUUACACAGACGCUGAUGAUUACAUUAACAGGAAAUUGAGGUUGGAGGCUGUGCGCCACCAGUGAUCUUCCCAUGUGAAACGCACACUGAGAAUGGAACAUGUAAAGUGUCUGCAGUUAGAGUCACAUUUUGAUAUUAAAAUUAAGGUUUUUAAGAAGAAAAAAUGUAAUUGGAGUUUAAGUGGACAUUAUUUUAUACGUUUUUGCACUGCCUUGCCAUGCUUAUUAGGCAGUCCAGAAACGUGUGCUUUUUCCUCUGUUGCAACUCUGCCUCCUGUGCCAACUCCCUGUGUAAAUAAUUAGCGCCUUCUUUCUCAACAUCAUCACCAAGUUUACUUCCUAGAGCAGGGGUCUCAAACUCCAGUCCUCAAGGGCCGCUGUCCUGCAACUUUUAGAUGUGCCUCUGCUGCACCACA